Metarhizium acridum CQMa 102 is the source of this 915-nucleotide messenger RNA. RefSeq lists its product as uncharacterized. The record is from RefSeq and is a predicted model, not a curated record. NCBI's taxonomy places the organism in Eukaryota, Fungi, Ascomycota, Sordariomycetes, Hypocreales, Clavicipitaceae.
AUGAAUUGCGAUCCUGACCCCCCCUUUAUAACCGACGGAGAUAUGCAAGCCCUCGCACCAUUGCUGCCAGAUCUCCAAAAGCUGGCAAAUAAGGAAUCCAACUGCGCAGCAUUGCUCCCUGUAGCAGAGGGCGACAACAUCAUGGAUGCAUUCUUGGAGGCCCUCCUUGCCCUUUUCUCGAAUGCCAAGCAGAUAAAGGUGGAAAUGCAAGCGACCUUGCGUGGCUUCCCUCGACUUUUGCGGCUCGCAAGCCAUCUGGAUUUGCCGGUAGGCCUGACCUUGAAUCUGCCACGCCCAAGCUGGCAACUUGAGGAGUUUUUGGGCUGGAGAUUUGGGAGAGAAAAUGGCACUUCAAACUUCACUCUCCAUCUGGAGAAGAGCGCCUUGUGCUUGUACCGCCACAUCAUACAAAGUGCCACAGCUCACGACCUCGCGUUUCUCAGAAUCACAGCGGGGAAACAGACCUUGCCCCUGGAUGUUGAGGACAUUGUUUCGGCGUUCAGGACUCACAAAACCAUCAGGACACUCAUCUUGGAUUGGACUCCUUGGCAGUCGGGCGAUCCGUCGGAGCCACAUCCAAAGACCGCCAGUUUUCCGCUGCGCAGCUAUUUCUCGCUCAAAGGCCUCCAAAAUCUCCAACACUUCACGGUAAGCUCGCGUGUACUCAAGGCAGCUCUGAUGGAACCGUCCAGUGGCUCUUUCGCUCACAUGCUUCCCAAGUCACUGAAAAUGCUGUUUAUUUCUGGCGAUUGUGAGGAUUGGCAAAUUGCCGCGCUACAUGACCUGGUCCGAGGCAAGCAUCUGCCCAACUUAUCCCGCGUUGGGGUCGGCAAGAUUGUUGGAUGGGGGGAUUUGCUGCUAGAGUGCCAUCGUGAGAUGAGAGCCGCUGAGAUUGAAUUUCUGAUCAAUCCUUGA